This is a messenger RNA of Etheostoma cragini (Arkansas darter), 4321 nucleotides long. RefSeq names its product somatostatin receptor 3 (gene sstr3a). The transcript is spliced from 2 exons. Gene Ontology annotation, biological process: neuropeptide signaling pathway. Gene Ontology annotation, molecular function: somatostatin receptor activity; neuropeptide binding. NCBI's taxonomy places the organism in Eukaryota, Metazoa, Chordata, Actinopteri, Perciformes, Percidae. Bases 378 to 1799 code for a protein of 473 amino acids. The record is from RefSeq and is a predicted model, not a curated record. Gene Ontology annotation, cellular component: membrane; neuron projection.
CUCCUCUCGACUCCGUGUGCAGCCUCUUAGCUGUUACCUAGUUACAAGCAUGAGACGGAGCGACUGUUAUAAUGUUGCAGUGGUGACUUCAGUGCAUCAGUCGGUCCGAGAACAGACGGAGGGGGGGAAACUCACCGAGAAACACACCGGAGGACCGGAGCGGACUGUUUUACGGUUGAGGAUGAAGAUUAAACAUGUCCUGACGGGGAAUAAACCAACUGCAGCUGCUCCUCUCGCGUUGUUUCAAUCAAUACAAUCCUAAAUCCACGUUAGAGACCGGGUUAACGAAGAUCACGGUUUGAAAAGUCUCAUCGUUAAGAUCAGAUGGGCGAGAGCUGAGACAACAGAAGAACAUCUAGCUCCCCGGGCUGAAGAGGAUGGAUGAGAUGUGGGAGAACGUUAGCUUUGCCAGCCCCUUGCCCGGACUCCCCCUUUUGCUGUUUAACGACAGCAAUCUGAACGAGACGCUGUCCAACUCCACCAACUCCAGCGUCCCAGUUGUCUCCUUAGGACCUAGCGUGGCAGGGGUCCUCCUACCACUCAUAUAUAUAAUCGUGUGUAUCAUUGGCCUGGGUGGAAACACUUUGGUCAUUCACAUUGUGCUACACUACUCAAAAAUAGAGUCAGUGACCAACAUCUACAUCCUUAACUUAGCCAUCGCUGAUGAGCUCUUCAUGCUCAGUCUGCCUUUCCUGGCGGUUCAGAACACCCUCCAGUCGUGGCCGUUUGGCUCCUUCAUGUGCCGCCUGGUCAUGACUGUCGACUCCAUCAACCAGUUCACCAGCAUCUUCUGCCUGACUGUGAUGAGCAUCGAUCGCUACCUUGCCGUUGUCCACCCCAUUCGGUCUUCAAAGUGGCGGCGCCCUCAGGUGGCCAAGAUUGUGAAUGGCACUGUCUGGGCUCUGUCCUUUCUUGUUAUUCUGCCUGUGGUGAUCUUUGCCAACAUCCAGAAGACAGGAGGUACCUGUAACAUCGCCUGGCCACAGCCAGCUAACAUAUGGCGGGCAGCUUUCAUUAUUUACACCUCUACGGUUGGAUUCUUCUGCCCUCUUCUUAUCAUCUGCCUCUGCUAUCUGCUUAUCGUCUUCAAGGUCCGCAGCUCGGGUAAAAAGGUCCACGCCACCUCCACCAAGCGCAGGAAGUCGGAGAGAAAAGUGACGCGCAUGGUUGUGAUUGUUGUUGCCGUGUUUGUCUUCUGCUGGCUGCCUUUCUACGCCCUUAACAUCCUCAACUUGCUGGUUUCGCUGCCCUCAGAGUAUCAGGGUCUUUACUAUUUUGUUGUAGUGCUUGGCUACGCUAACAGCUGCGCCAACCCCAUCGUCUACGCCUUCAUGUCAGACAACUUCAAGAGGGGUUUCCGGAAAGCCCUCUGCCGCUCCACAAGGAAGGUGGAGAACCACGAGCCCAUGGAGCUCCAGCAGCAGGAGCAGAGGGAGGGCAGGGCCGUUCUCAAGCCCAGGGAAAGCCUUAGACGUGUAUUCAAGGAUGAAGACGAGUACGACGAGGAAGACGUCUCGGAAAUGACGGAGAUCUACAGAAUUGCCCAAAAUGGCAACAGCAGCUUCCAGACACAGAGCUUGCUGCCGCUGUUGCCCGAGAAAGGAGCGACUCCAGUUGCAACGGAGCUGUCGUCCCCAGACAGGAAGGACAAAUCUGGGGACGUGACAGGGAAAGAUCCAGCCGACGGGUCAACACUGACUGUACCGCUGCUUCUCAAUGGAACCAAAAAUGGGAGCAUUAAAACUCUGCCAGAGGAGAACUUGGAACAGAGUACAUCACUGGAGAUAAGUUACUUAUAGUGUAAAUGACGGACCUUAUUUUACUUGAAGUGAACUCAGUAUUACGACACAGGGCAGCCAACACUGAACUGUGUGUAGCAGAGCAAAAAGCCCACUCGAAGUGUAUAUAUAAUGAAAACUAAAGAAAAACGAGUAAGCUGUUCAACGGACUCAACGUUUCUUUAACAUUUGAAGGACAUACUAAAGCUUCACCAACACACAGAAUAUAUUCCUGUUUAUAUUGUGUAUAUAUGCAUGAAUAUGAAUGUAAAAAGUUGUGCCUUUAUUUACUGUUAUUUUAUGUAUCUUCUCUAUCUAUCUAAUCAUUAUCUAUUUUUAUUCCAUAAUGUGACAGUCAUUUGCUCAAAAUGAACUGCACUUAAGCUUAAAUCAACAUUCACUGCAACCAUCUACACAUUAGCUGAACAUUGAUGCUACUACUUUAUUUUACAUAGGAAUCCCAUGUCUGUAACCGCAUUCACUAUUAUUGUGUUUAUACAGGUUUGAAGGGUUAAAUGUAAUGGCUGCCAAGGUUCUGUUUGAAGGUUUUAGGGAGGUGGUCAAGGUGUAUGGUGGGUGUAUAGAGGGUAAGACAAGGUUGACAUCCUGAGUCACAUUAGGUGUGGUUAGUUUUAGGCAACAAAAGCAUUUUGGUUAAGGUUUGUGAAACAUCUUAGUUUUAGUUAAAUGUUCAUAAAUGCAUUGUGUCUUGGGCUUCAAGUCACUUUUGACUGUUCCUGUAUUAAACCAACACCACAAUCUUUCUCUAACUUGAAGUGCUGCCCGUACCUGAACAUAACUUUAUAAUAAAACCUGUUUCAGUUAUCUGUUUCUACAAGUGGAUAUUGUAUAAAAACAUAUAUUCAUAUUUUGCAACUUUGCAGGUACAGUUCAGUAACAAUGCAGGAAUGUUUUGUAAUCUUAUUCUAAAACUCACUUUUUUCUAUUUUUGAGGUUUGCUCAUACUUAGGCUACGUCACAAGACAUCAAAUUGGACAAACUUGUUACUUAACAUGAAAAUACCUCGUUUCAGCCCAACAUUCCCACAAACGGCUACUUGUUCUGCUCCGUUUGUGGGAAAAGUUUCUGUUUACUCCACUACAUUUAUUUGAAAACUUAAGUACUUUGCAGCCUAAUAAUAUGAAAGAUAAUGAGCAGGUAAAUUACAAUGUAUUAUCACAGGUACAAUUACCCAGCAGUAAAGUAAUUCAAAAAAACUCCUUUACCAGCAACAUUAAAGUGAUGAAAACAUGAAUGCAUCAUUAACUUAUAAUACAAUACAUCCAAUAAUAUAAUAAACAUUAUUCUAAAACUGUCCAUUAUACAGGACUACUUUUACUCUAGGUACUUUGAGUAGGUUUUCAUGCUAAUACCUGUGUUUUACUGAAGUAAAAUAUUGAAUGCAGGACUUACUAGCAAUGUUGUACUGCAAAUAUCUUCUUCCAACACUGCUUCUGGCACAUUUUACUGUGUAUUGAUAACUUCAGUGCAGUACCUGAGUAACUGAUUACUAUGUGGAUUAAAAAAAAGAAAAUCUCCAUUAUUUAGCAGAAACUCACCUCCGAGCCCUUUAUUCAUGAGUGCUUGCACACCACACACCAGGACAGGGACACUAGUUAUAUUUAGCUCGCUGUAUAUAAAGUCCAACUGGCUCUACUGUGCUGCUGGUCUUCAGCCCACACGCGCAUGCUCACCCUUCUGUAAAGAUCAACUAAGGAGCAUGAUAGCAUUAAAGGCCCAUUAAAUAGGGAUUUGCCUGGCUGUGCUUUAUUUGCCCAGUCCCCCUCCAAUGGUACGGCAGCUUGAUGAGAGCAGAGCUCUGAUCAGGGGGAGCGGAGUGGUGUGUUUCCUUCUUGUUGUUGACUUGUGUUUGUGUGUUGGGCUAUAAAUAUUGAGCUGCUGGCCGGUGAUCCCCGACUCCCCUCGGUGAUAACCCACCUGUGCUUACUGUACUCAGUGUGAUUCUCUGCCUGCACAAUCUCACCCACAUACAAUAUGGACAAGUUAACUCUGAUACUCUGUUAUUCACUUUUGUUUUGGCAAGAGAAACUAUGGAAACCAUGUGCAAACACAGUACACCUGAUCCUCUAAUGAACAGUAAUGUUGACCUUUUGGGAUUAAAUAUCUAAUCAUAUUCUGUUGCACACUGUGCAACAUGCAAAUACCAAAUAAUGCAUGUUUAUCUCCCAUGUGUAAUGGAUGCUUGAUGGGUUUUAUCCCGCUGGUGAUGCUAACUGAGUGGGAGUUUUUAUUCAUUUCAACCAUCACUUAAGUUGAAGUGUUGGUGUUGAUUAAAGCGUAAGAAUAGUUUCCCAACAGGGCAUAAAGCCUUAUCAGCAGAAAUGACACUGCUAAAACCAUCAAGGCAACAUAAUCCUGCUGGAUGAAUAUUGAUUUUGUACAAGCCUAAUAGAUAAACUGGAUCGUGUUUAUUUGUUUGCUUUUUUUUAAUUGUGCUGCUGCAGGUUCAAUAUGAUGUUCCAUGAAGACAAAUCUGUCAUUGAUUAUAUAAUUUAGAUAUGAAGUAAGACGAAAUAAAAAAA